AUGGUCAUCGAGCAUGCAAAGGUCCUGUCCAUUUCACGCAGCUUCCUCAACAGCACGUGGGUCCCAGACAAGCACUACCUGGAGCUGACCCAGGACUGUCAGAGGUUCAGGUCUACGCGCAAGUACCUGGAGUUCCCACUGAGUUGUGAGGAAGAAGACUUCCCCCUGGCCUUCUCGCUGGUUGUCCACCACAAGGUUGAGAACUUCGAGAGGCUGCUUAGAGCCAUCUAUGCCCCCAAAAACUUUUACUGCGUCCACAUGGAUAUAAAGGCCAAAGCGUCCUUCCUUGCUUCCAUCAUAGCCAUCACAUCCUGCUUUGAAAAUGUGUUCUUGGCCAUCCAUCCAGUCAGUGUGGUGUACGUGAGCUGGAGCCAUGUCCAGGCUGUCAACUGUAUAAGUGAUCUGUACAGGGCUAGUCCACACUGGAAGUAUUUCAUUAACCUCUGUGGCCAGGACUACCCCAUCAAGACCAACCUGGAGAUGGUGCGCAGCCUGUGGGCGUUGGCGGGGGACAACAGCAUGGAGUCGGAGGCCAGGCCCAGAGGUAAGAAGUCGCGCUGGAAGAAAGUGCACCAGGUCGUUGAUUGAAAACUUCAAAGAACAGAGCAGAACAAAGCUCCUCCGCCCUUUGGUAUACCCAUCUUGUCAGGUGGGGCAUACACUGUGGUGAAUAGGGGCUUUGUGUGUACUGUGCUGGAGGACAGCAAGGUGUUGGCUCUUAUUCAGUGGGAUAAUGACACUUGGAGUCCUGAUGAGUUCCUGUGGGCCACCAUCCAGAGGCUUCCUGGCGUGCCCGGCUCCAUGCGCCCCAGCCCCAAGUUUGACAUGACGGACAUGCACGCCAUUGCCAGGCUGGUGAAGUGGCCGUGGUAUAGGGGUAUCAAUGUUAAAGCGGUGUGUGUAUAUGGGGCCGGAGACCUGCAGUGGAUGCUGCAGCAGCACCACCUCUUUGCCAACAAGUUUGACACGGACCCCAUUGCUAUCAGAUGUCUGGAGGAGCAUCUUAAGCAUAAGGCCCUGGCAAAAAUAUACUAA
Molecule: messenger RNA, 1035 nt
Organism: Salmo salar (Atlantic salmon)
Lineage: Eukaryota; Metazoa; Chordata; Actinopteri; Salmoniformes; Salmonidae
Product: glucosaminyl (N-acetyl) transferase 1
Cellular component (GO): membrane
Molecular function (GO): beta-1,3-galactosyl-O-glycosyl-glycoprotein beta-1,6-N-acetylglucosaminyltransferase activity
Source: RefSeq, a predicted model, not a curated record